UAUAUAGCCAGGACCUGCGGGUAGCAGAGGAACUUGUGAGACAAAGAUAAUCGCACUUGCUCACCCCAAGGGUUACCUGUGACACCCCUGCGAUGACAAGAGGGCCCAGCCAAGGGGGGGCCACGUAUAAAGGGACUUUGGAUGACAUCUUAUUCGGUGCUUUGUAAAGAUUGCCGCGCGUCUACUGUUUUGGAUGCUUUUCGUGAUUUUGGACGUGUUUUGGAGUUACCUGGGCUGUGAUCCGCCGGAGAGCUGAAGCGCACCGAGUCAUUAAUCAGCUCUGUUGAUCGUCGCAUGAGACUCGGAGCCGGGCCGCAAUGAGUCGGAGAACACGACGAUGGAUUUUAAGAGUCCUGCUAUGUUUAGGGAUUGUUUACUUGAAAAUUGGUGGCUUCUCGGUGGUGGCCCUAGGUGCGAGAAUAAUCUGUAACAAGAUCCCCGGUUUGGCUCCCAGACAGCGGAUUAUCUGUCAGAGCCGGCCCGAUGCCAUCAUCGUGAUCGGGGAGGGGGCCCAGAUGGGCAUCAACGAGUGCCAGUUCCAGUUCAGGAACGGCCGCUGGAACUGCUCUGCUCUCGGAGAAAGGACCGUCUUCGGAAAAGAGUUGAAAGUGGGCAGCAAAGAAGCUGCGUUCACCUACGCCAUCAUUGCAGCGGGGGUGGCCCACGCCAUUACGGCCGCUUGUACGCAGGGUAACCUGAGCGACUGUAGCUGUGACAAGGAGAAGCAGGGUUUCUACAGUAAAGACCAAGGGUGGAAGUGGGGGGGCUGCUCUGCAGACGUCAGAUACGGCCUGGGCUUCUCCAAAGUUUUUAUUGAUGCGCGCGAGGAGAAGCAGAACGCAAGGACACUCAUGAACCUCCAUAAUAACGAGGUGGGACGCAAGGUUCUGGAGAAGAGCAUACGACUGGAAUGCAAGUGUCACGGCGUCUCCGGCUCCUGCACAACCAAAACCUGCUGGACUACACUCCCAAAGUUCCGCGAGCUCGGCUACGUCCUCAAGGAGAAAUACGCCCAUGCGGUGCAUGUGGAGCCGGUCAAAACCAGCCGCAGCAAGCGUCCUAAAUUCCUCAAAAUCAAAAAAUCUUACCGGAAGCCCCAGGAUACAGAGCUGGUGUACAUAGACAAGUCGCCUAACUACUGCGAGGCGGACCCCUUGACAGGGAGCCUGGGGACACAGGGGAGGGUGUGCAACAAGACAAUGAUGCAGCACAUCAGCGGCUGUGAUCUGAUGUGCUGCGGUCGGGGAUACAAUACACACCAGUACUCCCGCGUCUGGCAGUGCAACUGCAAGUUCCUGUGGUGCUGCUAUGUUAAGUGCAACACCUGCAGUGAGAGGACAGAGGUGUACACAUGCAAAUGAGAAUAUUUAUUGGAUGGUCUGCGUGCGUGAGAAAUUAUGUUGAGUGUUCAAGUUUUUUUUUUUCAUGGAAAUAUUUUACAGAAUGGCUGCUUUUGCAGUUUUUUCAUACAUAAUGACCAACUAGAGUGGUGUGUAUGCAGCAUGCUGAAGAUGGGGCAUCGUGGUUCUUUUGCACAUAAAGCUCUUCACCCCUCGUCUCGAACCGUUUGCUGGGAUGGCGUCAGCUUGCGAAACAGUUUGGCAAAACCCUGUUAAGGGAAAAACUGUCACCUUGCAUAUGGGGACUGGACCGCAGUCCGAGUCACUGAAGCAAAGAUGUCAAGACUUUAAGCUGAACGGACAUAUGCUGACAUUUUCACUGUUUGGACUUUGCCAAUGCAAAUGAAUUAUGGGGGAUGUGAUGCUGAGCAGGUUGUUAGCCCCUGUGCACAGACAAAAUGACACAGCCAUUGAGAAUAUUUAACACACUGUAUUUAGAGAAUGAGAAUUAUUAAUAUUAAUUUAUUCUAUAAGAACUACUGAUUUUUGUCCUUUAUGGAUCAAAAAGAACUAAAUGUCAUGAGGUUUUAGUUUAUUAAAGCAAACAUGUCCACAGUUAACACACUGGAUUUGAAUAUGCAUGGAAAAUAAAAAGUCACACUGUAGAAUAAUGUUCCUGAAGGGAAUUUGCUGUAGGCUACUCAGAUCGACCAUCUUGCCUUCUCAUGUUUUUCUUCUCCUUCUUUGCUGCUAGUCUAGAAAACCCUACUUGUUGCGGUAGAAUGCUGAAUGCUGUACUGAUUCUCUCCAGUGGCAAGACCCACUUCAAGCUGUUUUAACUGGAAUAACUAACUCAUCAGAAACAUGGGCACAUUUUUCCACGUUUGGUAAAUAUUGGUUAAUAGAGUAUAUAUAUUUGUAAAAUCCUAUUUUUAUAUGAAUGUUUUAUUUAUAUCUUUUUUUCCAUGUUCAGUGUCACAUGCAGACCCUGAAAUGUGUUUUGAAGCCCUUGUGAACAAAGCUGAUGUGAUGUAAGUUGGCCCGAGCUGUCACUGCCAUAGCUGUACAUUUUUAAAAGAUUCUUUAUGUGAGUUUGUGUUAAAAAAAAAUCUGUGUUUACUGCAUUUCAUGACUACU
Cololabis saira (Pacific saury) is the source of this 2477-nucleotide messenger RNA. RefSeq names its product protein Wnt-7a (gene wnt7ab). Gene Ontology annotation, biological process: canonical Wnt signaling pathway; neuron differentiation; positive regulation of JNK cascade. The transcript has 4 exons. Gene Ontology annotation, cellular component: extracellular region. Bases 318 to 1361 code for a protein of 347 amino acids. Lineage: Eukaryota; Metazoa; Chordata; Actinopteri; Beloniformes; Belonidae. The record is from RefSeq and is a predicted model, not a curated record. Gene Ontology annotation, molecular function: frizzled binding; cytokine activity.